This is a messenger RNA of Dimorphilus gyrociliatus, 3559 nucleotides long. The record is from the annotation of a GenBank genome assembly. NCBI's taxonomy places the organism in Eukaryota, Metazoa, Annelida, Polychaeta, Dinophilidae.
CUAUCUCUCGUCUCUGUCUCACUAUUUAUUUCAUUUCUCAUUCAUUGUACGAAUGAAUCAAUAUAACUUUAGAAUUGAUACUUGUUUAAAAGAAUCAAAUUGUUUAUUUAUCAUUUAGAAAAGAUGAAUAUAGAGAAUAAGUAAGAUUGAGAUAUAUAUAAAUUUAUAUACAUGCUAAGAGAGAAAGAAAAGGAAAGGAUAAAACAUUGAAGAAAAUCAAGGUAAUUUCCAGUUGUAAUAUUAAUUUUUGUACUUAAUAUGAAAAUAACCUAAUGAAACAGCUGAAAAAAUAUUAAAUAAAACUUGUAGGUAUAUAGUGUUUAAUAUUGUUCACAGACUGAAUUUUAUUAUUAAUUUAAUAUCGAAAAAGGCAAAGUGAUCUUCGAAGAUAAUUUCUGUUUACUGAAAAAGCCGAUUGUUUUGAGAAUACCUUUGAUUGUAUUACUUUAAUUUAUAUAUUUAUAAAACGUAUCAAUUUAAUUGCUACGGAGAGAAGAAUCAAUUGCAUAAAAAAAAGGGGAGGACAAUGUCUUAUUUGAAAAAAUUUCUGUUGCGAAUAAAUUCGACUCACUCUGGUAUAAAGUAUCAGAAAUUGGAGAAGCAUCUUGAUAUACCACUGAUGUCCGGUCAGAGAUAUAAACGAACGAAUUUCGAAGACGACGAAGCUUCAUCGCCAGCAGGUACUCCCCCAGGAAUUACCUACGACCCCUCUGUUGCUUUCAAAGUGGGCGCAUCUUUCUGGCAAAAAAGAACAAAUCUAGAGAAACUAUUAGCUGUGGCCCUUGUCAUUUGGUCGAUUACAAUGUUAGUUCUUUUUAUAAUGGUCGUCUCAAGGACGUCUGUCGCAGCUCCUACACCAAACGAGAAAGUUUGCAUGAGCAAAUCUUGCGUGACAACUUCAUCUUCAAUUUUGAAAGCGUUGGAUGUAAAGUAAGGAUGAAGUCUUAGAAAAUCAUAAAGCACAAUUUUUUUUAUUUCUCUUAUCAGAGAAUAUCUUCAAACAGAGUUUUAUUCAAUAGGCCAUUUAUUAUUGAAUAGACAAGAAUAUAAGACUUCAUCCUUACUUUAAAAUGAAUAAAUAAAUAGCGCCGAUCCCUGCACAGAUUUUUUUCAGUAUUCUUGUGGAGGUUGGCUCAGUUCUCAUUCAAUCCCUAGCGGUUUACGAAGAUGGGGAACGUUUAACGAAAUAUCUUAUCGGAAUCACCUAGUGGUAAAGAAAGUGUUGGAACAGCACGCCAAUAAAACUUUUGAAAAUAAAGCAGAAGAGAAGGCCAGAAAAUUUUAUGAGUCGUGCUUAGACGGCUCGAAAACGAUAGAGAGAUUAGGAGCGAAACCUCUGCUUGCUCUAAUCGAAAAACUCGGAGGUUGGAGUGUGUCUGAUAAGGAUUUUGACAUUUCAACAUUCGAUUUUCAGGAUAUGAUGGAGAAAUUGUCGGCACAUAGCGAAAUGCCUUUAUUCUCUUUCUGGAUUGGUGAGGAUGAGAAAGAUUCAUCAAGACAUGUAUUCCAAUUGAGUCAAGGAGGUUUGCAAUUAAAUAGGGAUCAGCUAUUAAACGGAACAGAACCUAGGGAUAUAAAUAGUAACGAUAUACUGAUGGCUUUUGUUAACUAUUUGACGGAAUUAAGUGUACUAUUAGGAGGGGAGAGGAACUCUUCCCGCGAAAUGGUCAUUGAUAUUGUAAAAUUCCAGCAAGAGAUAGCAAAAUUUACCCAACCGGAAGAAGAGAGAAGAAAUGAUCUCGAGUUGUAUCAUUUAUAUACGUUUGACAAAUUACAAAAAGAGUUCCCAUUUAUGGAUUGGGUGCAGUUUGUUAAUAACCAAUUUAAAUUCCAUAAAAUUAAUAAAGUUAUUAAUAAGAAUGAACCUGCUGUUGUACACGCUGUCGAAUUCCUUCGAAAUAUGACGAAUUUGCUCAAAGAAACCCAAAAGACUAAAGAAGGAAAAAUAACUGUACACAAUUAUUUAAUGUGGUCAGUCGUUCAAACGAUGAGCUCUACACUAUCAAAGCCAUUCAGAGAUGCUAGAAAGCAAUUUGCUGAAAUAAUGACCGGAAGUGAGGGCCAUAGAGAAAGGUGGCGUCGCUGUUUAACCGAUACUGAGGGAAGCGUCGGAUUUGCUCUUGGACGAAUAUUUGUUGAUGCGGCUUUCUUUGGAGAGAGUAAGAAAGAAGCUAGAGUUAUGAUUGGUAAUAUAAAGGAUGCGUUCAUUAAUAACCUGCAGAAUUUGAAAUGGAUGACCUCUGAAACCAAGAAAAGGGCAAAGAGAAAAGCAUCAACCGUUUACGAUAUGAUCGGUUAUCCAGCUUACAUAAGAAAUAAAACUGAAUUGGAGGCAAAAUAUAAAGAUUUACAUGUUACCAAUGAUGCAUAUUUUAAUAAUACACUUAGUUCAAUGCUCUUUUCAAAGAGGAAAGAACUACUUAAAUUAAGGAAAAAACCAGAUCGAAAAGAAUGGAAUAUGACUCCUCAAACAGUUAACGCAUAUUAUCAACCAACUAAAAAUCAAAUUGUUUUUCCCGCUGGUAUAUUGCAAACGCCAUUUUACGAUGCUCAUCACCCAAAAUCCCUCAACUACGGUGGAAUUGGUGUCGUCUUAGGACACGAAUUAACGCACGGUUUCGACGAUCAAGGUCGAAAAUACAAUGAGACAGGCAUGCUUAGUGACUGGUGGAAUAAGGAAGAUGAUGAGAAGUUUAAGAAAAAAGCCGAAUGCAUGGUUAAGCAAUAUAAUAAUUACACUUUAAAUGGUAAGUCAGUUAGAGGCAGGCAAACGUUAGGAGAGAAUAUCGCUGAUAAUGGAGGUCUAAAAGCGGCCUUUACAUCUUAUCAAAAAUGGGUCAAGGAAAAUGGAGAAGAAAUAAAGUUACCUGGCCUCCUCAAUUACACGCAUGAGCAACUCUUUUUCAUCUCUUUUGCGCAAGUGUGGUGUUCUAUGGAAACACCUAAAGCUGCUGAUUUGUCUCUAAUAACCGAUCCUCAUACACCUGACAAAUAUAGAGUUAUCGGCACGUUGUCAAAUUCAAAAGAGUUUUCAGAGCAUUUCUCCUGUCCUUUAGGAUCACCAAUGAAUCCAAAACAUAAAUGCAUUGUUUGGUAGAAGAAAGCAAAAAAAAAAGAAAAAUGGAAAAGAAGGGAAGAAUAUUAUCUAAUAAAAAAUCCCUCAAUAAUUUAUAAUAGGAAUUUCUUCCUUCCUUUUCUUCUUUUUUGCGGUUGUUUUACUACUCAUCUUUUCUUUUUUCUGUUCCUUUAUUGAAAAAAAAACGUAUUACUAAUAUUGUCGUUUUUAUAUUUUAUUUUAAAAGACAUUCUAUCAGCGUGUUUUUGCCAUUUUAUCAUUGUUGAGAAAUUUUUCAUAUCAAAAAUAACAAAAACAAACAUACCGUAUACAAACACUAUGACUAUGGACAUUAUUUCGUAAUUUAUAUAGUAAAUAUAACUAUGAAAUAUGUUGAAUGGAAGAGAAACCUUAAACCAAAAAUAAGGACAAGAGUUUCUCUUAUCAUGAAUAAAACUGCUAUUAUAUGAAUAAAGGAACAAUAAAAAUUAUUAUACCUAAAAA